Messenger RNA from Colius striatus (speckled mousebird), 2778 nucleotides. It is a transcript of the gene XPNPEP2, whose product is annotated as X-prolyl aminopeptidase 2. Gene Ontology annotation, molecular function: metalloaminopeptidase activity. The record is from RefSeq and is a predicted model, not a curated record. NCBI's taxonomy places the organism in Eukaryota, Metazoa, Chordata, Aves, Coliiformes, Coliidae. The transcript is spliced from 22 exons. The coding region runs from base 1 to 2778 and encodes 925 amino acids.
AUGACUGACAUAAUGAGCUUUUUCACCAAGCUGAUGCUGCAGGACCGGAGCUCACGGGCUCGGCAGGACAAAGGGCGCAUCGCAGAGGGCUCCUCCCGCAGACAGCCAGGCCCAGGGGGUGGCCAGUGCUCUCCCGGUUGGUUACUCCCGUUGCUCCAGGAGCAGGGCCACGUGCUGCCCGGUGCUGACAUUACCCGUUGCUGCCCUCUAAGGCCUCACGCGUGCUCCUGCCCCAGGAGCCCCACGCACUGGCUGCGGGGUCACACGUGCAGCUCUGGCUUUCCGGAGGCCGGCCCCUUUUCGUGCGGCACAGCGCUGCCCUUCCCGCACACCUCACCCCCCCUCACAGCUCCCCAGCCCGAAGCCCCGUGCAUGCGCUGUGCCGCCGCCCGGGCCGCCCCGGCUCCUCUCCCGCCCCGCCGUGUCCCAGCACUGCCCGUCCCGGGGCGCUCGGAGCCAAGGGCCAGCUCCAGCCCUGCUCCCGCACCACGGCCCUGGGGAAGGAAGGGCGUUUCAUGCCCCCCGACAGCCACGACGCUGAGCGAUGGCAAGCGGUGCCUCCCGCCGCCCCCCGGCCUCCGCCAGCGCCGCGGGUGUCCCUCGCGGCGGGAUCCGCUGCCAAAGCGCAGGACAACAACCUUCCCCCCCCACCCCUCCCGCCCCAACCUGCCCUGGGCCGCGGCCCUCCCACGCAGCAUCCCCCCGCCCCUGGGGCAAAGGCGCCGCAGGAGGCACCGGGACGCGGCCGCUCAGCUCCGCCGCCGGGCAGCCAUGCACCCGCGGCACUGGGUCGCGGUCUGGGCGCUCCUGCUGCAGGGCUGUGCCACCUCUGCCAGGACUGACGUCCGGAACUGCUCCACGGACCCUCCAUACCUGCCCCCCACGGCCACCAACACGACGGCGCGUCUGGCUGCUCUGCGAGAUGCCAUGCGGGACCGCGGUGUCGACGCCUACAUCGUGCCCUCCACGGAUGCCCACAUGAGCGAGUACAUCGCGGAGCGGGACGCACGGCUGCGCUGGCUCACGGGCUUCAGCGGCUCUGCAGGCACCGCCGUGGUGACACAGGACAAGGCUGCGCUCUGGACCGACAGCCGCUACUGGACACAGGCAGAGCGGCAACUGGACUGCAACUGGGAGCUGCAGAGGACAACCCUGAUCACGUCCAUUGGGCUGUGGAUCCUGGAGGCGGUUUCUACGGGGGGCAACGUCAGCCUGGACCCCUUCCUCUUCUCCAUCGACACGUGGAACAGCUACAGCCAGGCCCUGCACGGCUCUGGCAGGACCCUGAUCCCCAUUGAGACCAACCUCGUGGAUGAAGCGUGGGGUGACCAGCGACCCUCUGCAGCCUCCAGCGAGAUCUACAACCUGACAGAGGCCUUCACAGGGAGCAGCUGGCAGGAGAAGGUGGCUGGGAUCCGGCUGCAGAUGGAGCAGCACGUGCAGCGUCCCACAGCCGUGCUGCUGUCAGGGCUGGAGGAGACGGCCUGGCUCUUUAACCUCCGAGGAGACGACAUCCCCUACAACCCCGUUUUCUACUCCUACACUCUACUGACCAACACCACCAUAAGCCUGUUUGUGGAGGUGCAGCGGCUGUCAGCGGCAGCACAGCAGUCCCUGCAGGCAGCGUGCCCAGGGCCGCUCUGCGUGGAGCUGCAGGACUACGGGCAGGCACGGGCACACCUCCGCAACUACACCCAGGGCAACGUCACCGUCUGGCUGGGCACCGAGUACACCAACUAUGGCCUCUACGGGGUCAUCCCGCAGGAGAAGCUGCUGGAGACCAGCUACUCCCCCGUCAUGCUGGCCAAGGCGGUGAAAAACACUAAGGAGCAGGAGCUGCUGCGAGCCGCUCACGUUCGGGAUGCGGUGGCUGUCAUCCAGUACCUGCUGUGGCUGGAGAAGACGGUCCCACAAGGGCAAGUGGAUGAGUUUUCAGGGGCACAGCACAUCGACAGCCUCCGACGGGCACAGCAGUACAACCACGGGCCCAGCUUCCAGUCCAUCUCUGCCAGCGGGCUCAACGCAGCGCUGGCACACUACAGCCCCGCCAAUGGGAGCAGCCGGCAGCUGUCCAAGGAUGAGAUGUACCUUUUUGACACCGGAGGACAAUACCUGGACGGGACGACAGAUAUCACACGGACGGUGCACUGGGGUGUCCCCACCCCACUCCAGAAGGAAGCCUACACCCGCGUGCUGAUGGGCAACAUCGACCUGGCCCGCCUCGUCUUCCCGCCCAACACGGCAGGGAGGAUGGUGGAGUCUUUUGCCCGUCGGGCACUUUGGGACGUGGGACUCAACUACGGCCACGGGACCGGCCACGGUAUCGGCAACUUCCUCUCAGUGCAUGAGUGGCCCGUGGGCUUCCAGUCCAACAAUGUGCCACUGGCACCCGGCAUGUUCACCUCCAUCGAGCCUGGGUACUACCGGGAUGGGGAGUUUGGGAUCCGCAUCGAGGACAUCGCUCUGGUGGUGGAGGCACAGACGGAGCACCAGAGCGGGGACGAGCCCUUCCUCACCUUCGAGGUGGUGUCCCUCGUGCCCUACGACCGCAACCUCAUCGACCUCAACCUCCUGUCACCAGAGCAGAUCCAGUACCUGAACAACUACUACGAGACGAUCCGUGCGCGCGUGGGGCCGGAGCUGCAGCGGCAGCAGCUGCAGGAGGAGCAUCGCUGGCUGCAGCGCAGCACCGAGCCCUUCGCAGUGGGCAGCACCGCUGCUGCCGGGGCCACGCUGGGCACGCUGGCCCUCGCCUGCCUGCUGUCUGUGCUGCUCUGA